AUGUCUUCAGGCGCGUUCGGUGGCUCACUGUUUGGAGGAAAUAAAGGCCCAUCGAUAUUAGGGACCAACCAGCCCGCGCAAGCAGGCUCCUCGGGACUUUUUUCUGGAAAUCAACAACCAAACCAGCAACAACAGCAACCACAGCAGGCAGCGCAGAACCCAUCGGCUUCGCUAUCGCAAUCUACUCAGUCCGCUCAAGCUACACAGCCUGCGUUUUUCAAUAGCCUACUGGAACGGGGAAAGAAACGACCAUUUGCUUCAGGCUCGCAGGACAACAGCUAUGGCGAAUUGCCUAGCCUUCAGUUAGGCCUUGAUGAUAUCCGCAGAAAAGCUAGGGAGCUUGGUGGCCAGGAUCCCAGAUCGACGCGUCUAUCAGGAGGUGAUCAAAAGGCACACUACCUCCUUGCCGCGUCAGGAAUCUCCCCGGGACAUGCGCUGCGUGAUCUAAAAGCCCUCGAUUCUCAAGCGACUAUACCUAGCCCCUUCAAGCAAACGGAUAGCUUCGAUCCUGAUAAUGAGAAGUUCAUGAAAGGUGUACAGCAACGCGGUCGACAGGCUAUGGUAGCAGAAAGCCUUGCUCGUGUCCACCGAGAUUUCGAUGCUUUCCUGGAAGAGAAGGUGAACAUGAACUGGGACGACCAACGCCGCAAGAUUUUCCAACAUUUUGGUCUUUCGUCUAGAGAUGAUCUAGCAGGCGGUGAGAGCCUAAACCGAGGCUCAUUUGGCCGUUCUACUACACAAGCCAAGCUGCCUGGUCGUAUAGCAGGCACUCGAAGUGUAUUUGGACGUUCGGGGUUGGAGAAAUCUGUGAUUGGACAACCAGGAGGCUCUCUUUCCAGCUCACAGCUCUUUGCCGACCACGGUGAUAGGGCUGACGCUGGAGCCCCAGGUCCCGAUACCCGCUUUCAGCGCGAGAAGAUGGGCAUUUUUGCUAGGAAAGUUGGAGAGCUCAAUGCAGCAAGGCUUGAAGAAAAACCAUACGCCAUUUUCCAUGAGUUUGGGGCAGUGGAAGACCAUCCUGGAGGCGAUGUGCCACGACAACUAGCAGGUGCCUAUCACGCGUUGAUAUCAAUUACUGGAGAAAAGAGUAAUGUCGCGAGUUUUGGUGAGCCUGGCGCUAUAAAGGAGAGAGAGUUCGCCAGUGACUAUCUGAAUGAGUCAAACACGUCAAAAGGAGCUACCAGCUUGAGGAAAAGAAUUGUGGAGGGCUCUAGAGAGUAUCUGGAGAAACUCUUCUACUCCGAAGUUGAGGCUCUCAUUGCUAAAAAUCCGCGCGAGGCGCAACUGGGAGGAAUUCCCUCAACUAUCAAUAGAAUUCGCGCCUAUAUCCGUCUUCGUGCUGCCAGAAGAGACCUAACACCAGAUGGAACGGAACCGCAAACUGUGGGCGAAGAUUACUGUUGGAUAUUAAUCUUUUUCCUACUUCGAUGUGGUUUUGUGACCGAAGCUGCUGAAUACGUUAGUUCCGAUCCAGGUUUCCGGUCGCUUGAUCACAAAUUCGUCACGUAUAUGACCACAUAUGCGCAAAGCAGGAGGUUACCUAGAGAUCUGCAACAAAAGAUCAACGGUGAAUACCAACAACGGCUGCGCAAUGCACCAGAGAAUACUAUUGAUCCUUACAGGAUGGCCUGCUAUAAAAUCAUUGGUCGAUGUGAUUUGGGUCGCAGACGACUAGAUGGUGUUGGACAGGGCGUUGAGGAUUGGAUGUGGCUACAAUUCGCUCUCGCCAGGGAAGAUGACCGCGUCGAAGAGUUUGCGGGAAAUGUCUUUGGUCUCGAAGACAUCCAAACUGACAUUACAGAAAUCGGACAACGCGUGUUUGCUAAGGGACAAGAUACUCCAGGUGGUUAUGGGACAUUUUUCCUACUACAAAUCUUAGGCGGCAUGUUUGAACAAGCAAUUUCGUAUCUUGGGUCUCAUGCUCCGGUCAGUGCUGUUCACUUUGCAAUUGCCUUGGAUUACUAUGGACUUCUGCGCGUUGCGGACUUUUACACAGGUAGAGAGGAGAUUUUGUCAUUUACAACGAAACAAUUCCCACAAAUCAAUUUUGCGUACUUGAUCACGCAAUAUACCCGCGAGUUCCGCACUGGCAAUGUUGAAGCAACUAUCGAUUAUUUCGCGCUUAUUUGUCUGAACGCCGAUUUACCUGGCGCACUCGGAAAGUCACAAGCAUCUGUUUGUCAUGAAGCGUUACGGGAAUUCAUCUUGGAAACCAGGGAUUUUGCGAAAUUGCUGGGUGAUAUCAGGGCAGACGGCGUGAGAAUUAAGGGUGCUAUAGAGCGACGUCUUAAACUCAUCAAGCUCGUCGACCAAGAUGAGUUCCUCCGGACGAUCACAGUGCAAGCGGCAACAGUUGCAGAUGACAAGGGUUUAACUGCCGAUGCAGUACUUCUCUACCAUCUCGCCGAGGACUACGAUCGUGUUAUUGAAAUCAUCAACCGCUCUUUAUCCGAUACUGUGUCACUAGACCUAGGCCAGUCAGUCUCAGACUUUCAACCCUUGAAACCCAGAGUUGAACAAGGAACCUCUACAUCAGCGGAAUCGGGCAGCAGUCUUAGUCUGACAACAGUUUACGACCCUAUGGCUUUGGCAAGGAACAUGAUCAGUCUUUACAACAGCAACGCCCUCUAUUACCAAAAGAUUCGCCAAAUCAACCGCGAUGCAUGCGGACUCUUGCUUCGAAUGCUGGAAGCGAAAAGUCACGUUGAGAGUGGUAAUUGGGCACCAGCACUGGACGCAAUUAACGACCUUGGAAUUCUUCCGCUCCGCGCCAAGGGCUCAGUCCCCUACAUCCGCAACCUAGCCCAAGCCUUCGCGUCUUUACCAAGUGUGAUAUCCCGCAACAUCGGACCACUAAUCAUCUGGAGCAUAACCUGUAUCGGCCGUGAGCGCGACCGUCUUUAUGCAGGCGCUUAUGAGAAUGAGAUUCGCCAAACCCUUGCCGAAGAAUUGUUGGCAAUGGCCAAGGAUUUGAUGUUGUUUGCUGGUAUGAUCAAAUAUAAGCUGCAGCCGAGGGUUUAUGAGACGUUGGCUAGGGCCGGUGCUGAGAUUGGUGCUUUUUGAUGGUAGUCAUUACAUAGCAGGUAGAAAGAGGAGAGCAUGAAUUGGGCAAUAGGUUAGGAUUGUUAUUAUAGUUGACUACACAUAGUCAUUGACUGGAAAAAGCUUCAUAAUCCAGUCGUCUAAUUCGCGCUC
Talaromyces stipitatus ATCC 10500 is the source of this 3195-nucleotide messenger RNA. RefSeq names its product nuclear pore protein (Nic96), putative. The record is from RefSeq and is a predicted model, not a curated record. Gene Ontology annotation, molecular function: structural constituent of nuclear pore. Gene Ontology annotation, biological process: protein import into nucleus; poly(A)+ mRNA export from nucleus. Bases 1 to 3063 code for a protein of 1020 amino acids. The transcript is spliced from 5 exons. Lineage: Eukaryota; Fungi; Ascomycota; Eurotiomycetes; Eurotiales; Trichocomaceae. Gene Ontology annotation, cellular component: nuclear pore.